This is a messenger RNA of Drosophila pseudoobscura, 2960 nucleotides long. RefSeq names its product transcription factor Maf. The transcript has a single exon. The record is from RefSeq and is a predicted model, not a curated record. The coding region runs from base 401 to 1354 and encodes 317 amino acids. NCBI's taxonomy places the organism in Eukaryota, Metazoa, Arthropoda, Insecta, Diptera, Drosophilidae.
ACACCGAGCGCCAACACAACUUCCACGCGAAUACUGUGCAUGCGUGCUGGUGUGUGUGUGUGUGUCUACAGCGCGCAGGCCAGAGCCGAGUGUCGUGGAAGCACUUCCAACCAGAAUUUGGAAGUUUUUUUCCAUAUUGAUUAGUUAUAUCGCUUUUGUUGUUUACUCGCCACAUUUUUUUAGCCAGUUAAUUGUGCUGUCCAAAAACGCGGCCACAAAUCGGCAUAAAAAUUCGCUAAAUCUAAUACGAAGAAACGAAAUAAAUCUCAGCAGCUGGCAGCUGGGAGCGUGACCGGAAUCAGGAACUGAGAGCGCCAACAUUGUCAUCGCUAUCCAAUCGAAUCAAAUCCAAUCCCCAACGACGCAACGGAAGAGUCGCGGCCCAGCGCACAAUCCCUCGAUGUCCGCGGGUGUGGGAGGCGGAGGGAGCAUAACCACAGACCACCAUAGCCGUUUGUACUUCCUCAACUCGCCGACGGCGCCGCUCACCGCUCGCGACCCCUUCUUCAUCAAACCGGAGUACCUCAGCUAUGAGAGUCCCAUGCACCAUCUCUACCCCUCGAACCGGGGCCUCAUAGAGUACAACAACUACAGCACAACCGCAGCGGCCGCCGCCGCCGCAGCCUCUGCCACAACCUCGGUCUCCGUAUCCGUCCCUGCCACAGCUGGGAGUGGGAGCGGUGCGGGCACUGCUCCAGGAGCGGGCGCGGGAUCCGGUUCGGGCUCGGCAGGGAACAGCGUUGCUAGCGUUACGGCUGUCCUAAACUUGGAGAAUACCUUCCAGCAGCAGCAGGCGGGCAAUCCCCACCAGCAACAGCAGCAUUCGCAGGAACAGAACGUUGGCGGGCAGCACCAGCAGGCGCCGCAUCCCCUGCACCAUCAUCUCUCCACGGGAGUUGUCGUUGUCGGCGGCCCAAGUGGUGGUGGUGGUGGUGGUGGUGGGAUCCUUGGAGUCGGACUCGGCGUUGGCGGUGCCCAUCAGUCGCAAUCGUCGCGCGCCCAAAAGGCGGCCCGUCGGCGCAGCAACGAAUCGAUCGAGGCGCGUGAGCGCCGCCUGGAACGGAACGCUGCUCGGAUGCGGGACAAGCGCUCAAAGGAGUCGGAGGCGGAGUACCGCCUCCGGUUGGCCAAGAAUGCCGAGGCGAAUCGCGUCCGUCGCCAGAACGAAAACGAAGUACAAAGAACCCUAAGACUGAUGAAGAACGCCGCCAGACAGCGUCUGCGACGGGCAAGCGAGACGUCAGACGAGCGGAAAAAGCGGCUGGCCAAGGCAGCGGAGCGAAUGCGGGUGGCGAGGGCCAGCGCUCCUAAGGUCAUAAAGCCACCGCUAGCGGAUCGGCUAAAGGGCUACUAACACUACACACACAAAGAUCCACACACAGACACACACAUAGGCAGACCGACAGGUCUGGAGAGGAUCAGCUGGGGAAGCAGUGCAUGAGAAGUGGGAUAAGCUGUGUAAAAUCGGUGCAAGCAGUGCGCGGCAAACCUUUGGAGCUGGCUCCAGACAAAAAAAAACAAAGAAAGAUAAGUAGUUGGAAGGAAAGAGGUAGAGAAAUGAUGUGAGCGGAGGCAGUGCUGUAGAAGAUCGUCGGCGUCGUUUUAGACAUCUAUAAAUUAUAUAUAUUGUAUACAUAUGUAUGUAGAGCGAGAGUUAACCAGGAUUAGAAGCGAGACCAGAAACCAGUUAAGAAUCCAAAAGGAAAGUGAGAAAGCAGGAGCCUGACGGCAGGAUCAGAAUAUGGAAUACGACGGUAGCACAUUUAGAUAUAGGGCCGGCAAUUUUUUUUUAAGUUAACAUUUAACAUGAAGUAAAGUAAAAAGUAUAAAGUAAAGCAAAGUAAAGUAUUUUUAUAAUGCAUGCAUUAUAUUCGUACAAUAUAUAAAUACAUAUAUAUAUACAUCCAUACUUAGCUGUGUACACACAUAAACACAAAGCCACACACGCACAUACCCAUACAUACAUAUACAUAAAUGUAUGUUCACGUCACUCAAAAGCUCACAAACUCACUCACACAAGCACGCACAGAAAAUCCAGAAGGGAGCCAGCGGCUUCAACCCCACAAUGUCAGCGACAGCGAGAGAGAUACCAGCUUAUACAUAUGUACAUACAUAUAUGCAUGUGUGAAGGGAAAUUUCGUGUGCAAGCGAGUGAGAUGGGGGCCCAAAGCUACAGAUUAGGGCUCCUCACUGUAACUGUACAUAAAUAUUUGAGAAUGGCAAUCGGGCCAAAGGUGGGCUCAAUAGGCAGGAGGGCAAGGGCAACAAGUGUCCCCACCACAUUAGUGUAAACUCCUAGUCUUCUAUAUUUCUAACAGGAGGUGAGAGACAAAACUAUAUUUCGUUAUUCAGACUGAUAUAUUGAUCUGAUCGAACUGUAAUAAGGUAAAGCAAUACAUGGUGGUUACAAACAUGCCUAUCAAUUUCAGCUGUGUAAGAAUUAUCCUUCAUACGAAUUUGUAACCAUUAACCGACUAGAGGAACACUAGUGGAGUCCCAUCUUUGCAUGCGUUACUUCUCAUUCACUUUGGCACACCGUAACACUCAUGACGCACCCUGGCGCUUAAGAUGCCAACAGAACAGCCAACCCCCAUACAUACUAUGUGUGUGUGGUGUGUAACCCUGUUACCCAAAACGGACAUUGACAGGCACAUAAGGACCGCAUAUGCAUACACACUUGACUGGGGCAAAUGUGGAUACACACAGAUGUACAAACGAUCUGUUGCCAGGCAUUAUGUAUAACGCAAUUUUUGUUAUAGCACGCAAUCCUUCCACAUCAUCCACAAACACGCCCACUCCCACAAUGCAAAAAAGCCCAAGUUCUCAGAAAAAAAAAAAACAAAAAUAAUGUAAGUUUCCUUUAAACUGAAGGAAAUUGCAAUAAUAACAAAUAAAAACAAUGAUACAUUAAUAUUAUAUUAUUAAUAAAGGUAACAAUUAAGCUCUAGUCGAAAUUUCAA